Racocetra fulgida is the source of this 540-nucleotide messenger RNA. NCBI's taxonomy places the organism in Eukaryota, Fungi, Glomeromycota, Glomeromycetes, Diversisporales, Gigasporaceae. The record is from the annotation of a GenBank genome assembly.
AUGCCUAUGCCUCUUUUCAGAACAGAUGACAACUGGCAAUAUCAACCAGAUUGCCCAUGCGAUCAUUGUUUGGACAUCACCAACAAUUCACCACAAAUUCUUUAUCAACGUGAACAGUUUAUUAGCCAUAAUAAUCUUGACAUAGUUCCCUGUAAUAACCAGCCCCAACAUCAAUUGAGUUAUCUCAAUAAUCAACAAAGUCAUUUAGUCAACAUAACACAUACUCAACCUGUUAUUAGCCAGCAACAGUUAAUUCAUCCGGUCAACAUGACACAUACUCAACCUGUUAUUAACCAGCAACAGCAUCAAUUGCGUUUUCCAAUUCAGCCUCAUGUUAUUAAUGGUCCUAUUACUAAUCAGGUUCAAUAUCAACAACAAUCAUCUUCUCAACCUCCACCAAGUCCUGUUCAAGCCAAUAUUCAUAUAAAUAAUCACCACCAGCCAUCAGUUAUGUCUCUUGACCAGCCCAUUUGUCAAAUUUGUAAUCUUUUAAACAAACACCAUCACCACGACCAACAAGAACAACGAAAAGAAAAUUGA